Prunus avium (sweet cherry) is the source of this 2283-nucleotide messenger RNA. Lineage: Eukaryota; Viridiplantae; Streptophyta; Magnoliopsida; Rosales; Rosaceae. The record is from RefSeq and is a predicted model, not a curated record.
AUGGAGUCUGAAGCACAGGUGACACCGGAAGUUAGUGUGGAGUUCAAACCAAAACUAGGACUUGAAUUUGAUUCCCUUGAGGAUGCAUUGAAGAUGUAUAAUCUGUAUGCACUAAAAGCAGGAUUUGGUGUUCGUUGUUCUACAACCAAAACGUCAAGUGUGACGGGGGAGAUAAUAAGGAAAGAAUUUGUAUGUUGUAAACAAGGGACAACCAAUAUUACGGGUAAGAAAAGAAGACGAGGAUGGGUUCGAACUGGUUGCUUGGCUAAACUUGCUGUUUUGUUGCCAUCUUUGAAGAACAAGUACAUUGUUGUAGCCUUCAAGGAGGAACACAACCAUGAAAUGACAACAUACGACCAAGUCCAUUUGUUGAGAUGCCACCGUAAAGUUACUGAGUCUGCAAAGGUAUAUAAUGCAUAUCUUUCAAAAGUUAAUAUCCCGGUACAUCAACAAUUAAGCAUUCUUGAGGUGCAAGCAGGCGGAAUGGAAAAUAUUGGGUUUUUAAGGAAAGAUGUCUAUAAUUACCAAAGAGACAUGCGAGCAAAGGUGACUGGUCAUGACGCAGAUCUUCUUAAUGAGCAUUUUUUGCGUGAACAAGAAAAAAAUGCAUCAUUCUAUUUCAAGAUAGAGGUAGAUUCAGAAGGACGAAUGGGUAAUGUAUUUUGGGCAGAUGCAAGGUCAAGACGAGCUUAUGGUAGUUUCGGAGAUGCGGUGGUAUUUGAUACGACUUUCAACACCAACCGUUAUGGCAUGGUGUUUGCGCCUUUAAUAGGUGUUAAUAAUCAUCGUCAGACAAUAUUGUUUGGUUGUGCUUUCUUAACCAGUGAAAGCACAGAAGCAUUUAUUUGGUUGUUUGAGGAAUUUAAGAAAGCCAUGCCAUGUGGGGCACCGAAAAUGAUCAUUACUGAUCAAGAUGCAGCCAUUGCAAAGGCAAUUGCAGUAAGUCUCCCUACAACAUUCCACAGAUAUUGCAUAUGGCAUAUAAUGAAUAAGUUGACCGAGAAAACCGGCAUAGGAGAAUGUUUUUUAGAGCUGUGCAAUUGCAUAUGGGAUAUGGACACCAAAGAAGAAUUUGAUGCGAAAUGGGAAGAAGUUAUCACAAACAAUGGGCUGAAAGAGCAUACGUGGCUGACCUCAAUUCAUGCCUUGCGGGAGAAUUGGGUUCCGUCAUAUGUAAAACAUGUGUUUUCGGCUGGGAUGUCAAGUAGUCAACGGGCCGAAAGCUGUCAUUCGUUUUUCAAACAAUAUAUUAACAAGAACAACACGUUGAUGGAAUUUAUAGUACGUUUUGAAAGAGCUCUUGCUUCACAGAGGCACAAGGAAUUAUUGGCUGAUCAUGUUGAUCAGAACGAAAAACCUCCAACUCCAUUUCUCACACCAAUGCAGCUUCAAAUGGGAGGCAUUUACACAAGGGGAAUUCUUGACAUCUUUGAGCGUGAGGACUUCGAAAGCCUUUUAUGCUUCUUUGAAGUUAUAAAGGAAGAUGACACUCUUUGUACAUACAAAGUUAUUGAGAGGGUACAACUGGGGGUUACAAGGACAAAGGAGAUUGUGCAUGAAAAAGAUAUUGAUCAAGCUUUUUGCAGCUGUCGUGGAUUCGAAUUUCGUGGUAUUCCGUGCCGACACAUCAUAUCAUUUUUAAGAAUGAAACAGGUUGCGUAUUUGCCAGAGAAGUAUAUAUUAAAAAGAUGGAUGAAAAGUGCGAAGGCUGGUGUAGUUUUCGAUAAGGAUGGCAAAGAAGUUAAAGAUAACGUUGAUGGUUGUAUUUUGGUUAAGAGAUCAACAUUGUGCAAAGUUGCAGCCGAUUUGAUUGAUUCGGCGUUGUUGUAUGAUGAAGGUUCUGAGUUGCUGCAAAAAACAUUUAACGACAUUCGUGGGAAGCUUAUUAGCUUGGUGUCAUCAAGAGCUCCUCUUGAAGAAGCCAAUAACGAGGGGGAAACUAGUUCUGUCCAAGUGAGAAUAAAAGAUCCAAACCGAGAAAAUCAAAAGGUCGUCCGAAAAGAGUUAAAGGACAACGUGAGAAGGCUGCGGGACGACAUAAACGUCGGUGCACUGGGUGCAGGAAGAGUGAUCAUGAUAGAAGGAGAUGUCCAAGACUUGGGAUCCCGUCUUCAUCUCCUGAAGCAGACAUUGGUGCUCCAGUUACUGAGAAUAUGCAGCCCACUCAAAGGACGUAGAACAAUGAAACACCGGCAUCAUGCUGUUAUACGACAAGGACGAAUGAGGUGUUUGGACUUGACAGAAUUGACUGAACGUGUUGACAUUUGCCUUUUCCUUCCUUAG